AUGAGAAAACUGCAUAGAGGAAUAUGCUUGGCGCUUUUAGCUGGAGUAACAGGUUUGGGAGGAUACAAACUAGCUAAGUGGGCGCAGCAAGAUAAGUCAAAUUCUGGCUGGCAGUCCUUGAAGGAAAACCAAUCUAGUUAUUGGACUAACCUGUCCGACUCAAUGUCUGGAAUUAGUAUUAUGCCAGAUGGACAGGCUGUUCACUUAAGCUGCACUUCCUUUCUUAAAGAAAAGGCGGCUAAACACGAGCUGAUUGUGCCGCGUACGUUCAAUUCAAAUGACAUAUUCAACCUACUACGCAAGCCAGCAUAUGAAACAUCCCAGGGGAAUCCCAGGGUACUUGAUCUUAACUAUCACUCGGUCUUCAUCUUUUACCACAACUUUCCAAUGGAGAAGUUCCUGGACUCUAUCACGUACUUUGAGCGCAUUGAGUGCCGCGAACUUGUUAUUCAAGUAUGUAAGAAGAAGCCCAGUUCAAUUAUUUCAUUCGGCGAUCUAAGGGUUAUACUCGACACAUUUGACUUUCAGCUGCUAAAUCUGUUUGGCCUUGAGAUAGAGGAUCCAUCAAGUGAAUUCAGUCUAAGCAACUAUAAAAGAUCGGAAGGCAAUCGGUCGAUUUCUAUCAAUCUUUAUGAUAUGUCACACGCUUCAGCCAAUGCCAUUAUGCACUAUUUAGCUAAGAGUCGAAAUCAGAUUACAACCGGAAUUACACUAACCCACUGUCUAAUAGAAAAUCUAGAGGUGCUAAACAGCUAUAGUUGGAAAUCACUAGCUUAUUUUAGUAUUGAUGAGGCUCCGAAGCUAAAAAGCGCCGACCUAAGAUUUUUGAUUUUUGGCACUAUCAAUAUUCUUAAAAUCAUGAGUGUUCCAUCGACUUGUGAAAUUAAACUGCCACAAGUAGAUGCAGACAUAGACACGCUUUCACUCGAUUGGGACAUGUACAAGUAUGUACAAGACCAUCUGUCCAGCAGUAACAUCCGCUUACAUGUCUGCUCGCUACUAAACAUAUCAAAUAUGAAGAUAAACCAAAAACAAAUGCUCAUAGAUUAUCUUGCACAUAAAGCACGGAGUAUCCAUUUAAAUCGGUGUCUAGUUCUUGUUGAGCUGUCGACCGCCACGAAGUUGUCUCGGGCCGCCCUCAAAGAAUGGGAGAGUCUGGAAUUCGAGAACUACCAAUCCAUCCCAGCCAGACCUGGGCUAAUGGAACAAACAGUAGUUGGCUUUUGCUGGGCAAACUAA
Molecule: messenger RNA, 1239 nt
Organism: Nematocida homosporus
Lineage: Eukaryota; Fungi; Microsporidia
Exons: 1
Coding region: 1-1239 (412 amino acids)
Source: RefSeq, a predicted model, not a curated record